GGAGAUGACACCUACUUUAAAAUGGCCUCCGCAACAAACUCGGCUGUCUUAAUAUGACAUUUUCUUGCCACUAUCAUCUGCAGCCCAUCUGGGCUCAUAUCUGCUUCCUGUUUCAGUAUCAUUGCAGUCCAUUGAGAUUUCGAGGAACUGUUUUUGGACGAUGUCAUCCAGUGACAGACGGCGAUGGAUCGUGCACAACAAGACCUACAUACUGAACAUUCUUCCAACCUGCAGAUGUUGCGGGAUUCUUCACAUCCCCAAAAUUCUUUCGCCUGGCAACACCUGGAUAAGAGGCACAGGGGGCCAGACAGCUAAGGCCGACAAGCAGAAGAGGAACCCAAGACAGAGACCCCUUCAACACCAGCGCAGGAAGAGCCUCAAAAGGAGCAUGGCGUCGUCGCCUUCCCUGAUCCACGUUGGAUUCCUUCUAGCCAUCGUUUUCUUACCAGAGUUCCUCGGGGCCGUCCCACUGGAGCAGCGCAAGGAGGAUGAAGUUGGUGUUGUGUCUGAUGACGUGAAGGCUGAGGUGGUGGCCAACCUGAGGACGUUGGCGCGCCGCAGGAGGAACGCGCCCGUUAUGGCGGUGCCCCAGUUCCGGCACUCCCCAGACUUCUGGGGCUGGUACAAGUACUUCAUGGACAGCCACAACCAGGAGGGGGUGGAGGAUCUGGACCGUCUGUACGUGGCGUACCUUCAGAACAAGCACCGGACGGAAGAGGGCCCCACCUUCAACCACUACCUCAAACACCUGAGCGAAAUCUACAAGGCGUGCGCCGACUCUGACGACCCAGAAUGCAUCGCAGAGUCCACCAGCAAGCCCAAGGCGGCCAUGGUGAUGCCUGCUCCCGUCAAGUCCGCCGCCGUCCAGAUGUGCAACCCCUACGUGGAUCCCUACUGCCUCUUCCCGCUGACCUCCAAGGCUGCCGCUGCCCCGGCGCCGGCCCCAGCCAAGGCGCCCGCCCCCAUCCUGCCCAUGGCUCUGAAGAGCCCCACAGGCUUCUAUCACUACGCCCCCAUCCUGGAGCCCUUCCUGAGCCAGGAACAGAAGGCUGAGCUGCUGCGGAUCUGCAGCCAUGACGACGUCGAGUGUCUUCAGUACCACCUGAGGGCGGCGUACGGCUACCGACCCGCCGCCGGUCCCGCUCUGCCCUACGCUGCCCUCAAAUGUGACCCCAAGGACCCUUAUUGCAAGCCAAUGAUUGUUCAAAAGGCCCCCACAGGGUAUUACCAUCGUCUCUACCCAACCUGCGACCCGGCGGAUCCCCUUUGCGUGGCCUCGCCCGCCGGCCUGGGCGACGACCCGGCGCCUCAGGAGCAGCAUUGCAACCCGCUUUUUGACGCCGGUUGCAACCCACUAACCGCCACCAAGCUGGGAGGCCUCACCAAGCCCGUGCUGGAGUACGCUCCCAAAGGCCAGCCCGCCCACGUCGCCGCCCCCCUGACCUGCGACCCCCGCUACGAUCCCUACUGCAUACUGGCGGCCGCCGCUGCCCUGCGCAAGUCCCAACCAGAGCAACAGGUCGGCUACAAGCUGGGCAUCCGCGGCAAGACCAAAGAGGGCUACGAUUGCUAUGUGCACUAUGACAAAGACUGCACCCCGAUCGACCCCCAGCAGAAGGCCCAGGCUCCGCCUGAGCCCCGCUGCCAUCCCUUCGACCCCACCUGCAACAAGUUUGCGCCACCCCCCGCUGUCCAAGCCCGGGGACCCGGCAAGGGUGGUGUCAUCCUGCCGGACCCCCACUGCGACCCUGAGCUCGACUACAACUGUCGCCUGCGUCUCGCCGACGCAGACGACGAAGAGAAAGAGGUUUCCCGGCCCGUCCAGAAAUCAACCAAGGAGGCCACAAAAUCCGCCGUCCCUCGUUUUGAGCACUUCCUCUGGGGCAUCAUGAGCCAGCGCAAGAUUUAAACCAAAAAUCACAGCAUAACAUGAAGCAACUUCAAUCAUGUGAGUUUUUAUUUUUAUUUUAAACAAAAGUACAGUUAAAAGAAUGUUAGCUAGAUACUGUUAGGUGUUGUACAUUCCUUUGUCAAGAUACCCAAAGUGUAUUUAAUAUUGAUUUCCUGCCCCAGCCGCUUCAUUUAUUCCGUUUUGAUGAAGUUCUUAAUAAAAACUAAAGCUGAA
Molecule: messenger RNA, 2125 nt
Organism: Syngnathus typhle (broad-nosed pipefish)
Lineage: Eukaryota; Metazoa; Chordata; Actinopteri; Syngnathiformes; Syngnathidae
Gene: and2
Product: actinodin2
Exons: 9
Coding region: 161-1909 (582 amino acids)
Source: RefSeq, a predicted model, not a curated record